CUAGAAGUACAAGCAACUGAGAAAUGGCCUCUGGCAUUCAUGUUUUUUCGGCCGGCACCACGGCGAGCCAGUCCACACAAAAACACGCGCUCCACUGUGUAGAGUAACCGAAAGCACACACUCAUCGCUCACGUAGUUCUACAAAAACUUCUAGUCCACCGCAGGAGGGUUGCUGUCCGUCUCGACCAGGAUUAUGACAGCGCUAGAAGUAGCCUGACCAGAAUAAAAUCGGUUGCGCAAUAUGAUGGCCGCCCCGGUACGGGAGGAAAAUUUGUCCGUAAAUCCGAUGUUGUUGUGGAUAACUCAUGCAGAUAAGCGUCUUCAAAGGUGUCAGCUGGUCAAACAGUAGGUACAAGGCUGCGCAAAUUUGUCAUGUAGAAACUGCAUCACAGGCUGCGGCAGAAGACUUUACGAAGAAAUUUUCCGCCGAUACGCCGACCAGAAUGAUGGGCCGAUACGCAUUGCAAAUAUGUCUGGGUCUGGAUUUGUGAUGGUGGAGUUUCGUGACGCCAAGAUCUGUAUUGCAUGAAGGGAAUUCUACUCAUGCUUCUUUGUCGUGCUGGAAGAUGGCAGUUUGUCAUGCUAAAUACGGAAAAUAAAGAACUCGCAAUUAGACCCGAAAAACCCGUAAUGCGUCCAUGCCGUACAACAAGCUGCUUUGUCAUGCAAGGCUUAGCAUGACUGUUAUCCAGAACCAACCACAUUUGCAGUGUAUAGCUGAUCAUCCAGAUCAACAUGGCCUGUAUCAUACAGAAAAGCACACCCAAGAUAGCACCAGGGAAAAAGAUAAUUUGUGUUGCUUCAUUUGUCGCGCAGAGAGCUCUGUGAUGCGGAGACCGCAGGGAAAACAGUUCUCACUCAUGCAGAAUGCAGCCUGUGACGCGUUUUGUCGAUUGCGAAAGAGGUGCCAAAGAAGUUUGUCAUGCGGAACAGCCGAGAUGAUCUCUUUGGCUACACGGAAACAGCAACACAAAUUUGGGUUUAUUCCUGGUAUCAUGGCUGGAGUUUCUUGCUUGAUAGCCUGGCUCGAGUACCUGCCGCGCUUCUCCCUGGUAUCCAAAAUAACUUUCCAAAGGCGACAAAGUCUGUGCUGGAUUGAUACCCGAUGCAACUAUCGAAACAGGCUUGCAUGACCCGUGCGCGCAUCUAGCCAGGGAGACAAGCCCCUUGCCUACUGGAGAAAACUCUCGGACAGGCUCUUCCCUAAUGAGCAGAUGCAUCUUCUGGCCAGCGGAAGUUUGACCCUUCCGCUUGCUAGAUGCAAUCCCACUGCUAGGAGACUCGGCCUGGCAUCCAGCCAGGGAGAAAGGCCCUUUGCCUACUGGAGCAAACUAGGCAAGGUCUGUCGCCGUAUGAGAGUGCAUCUGGCCAGCAGAACUUUGAAACUUCCGCUGGCCAGAUGCACUCCCAUCAAUAGGCCACUCGGUCUUGCACCUAGCCAGGCAGAAGAGCCCUUUGCCUACUGGAGCAACCCAGGGAGGCACGGCCCUUCCCCGUGUGAGGAUGCAUCUGGCCAGCGGAAGUUUGAAACUUCCGCUGGCCAGAUGCACUGCCAUCAAUAGGCGACUCGGCCUUGCAUCCAGCCAGGGAGAAAGGCCCUUUGCCUACUGGAGCAAACUAGGCAAGGUCUGUCGCCGUAUGAGAGUGCAUCUGGCCAGCAGAACUUUGAAACUUCCGCUGGCCAGAUGCACUCCCAUCAAUAGGCCACUCGGUCUUGCACCUAGCCAGGCAGAAGAGCCCUUUGCCUACUGGAGCAACCCAGGGAGGCACGGCCCUUCCCCGUGUGAGGAUGCAUCUGGCCAGCGGAAGUUUGAAACUUCCGCUGGCCAGAUGCACUGCCAUCAAUAGGCGACUCGGCCUUGCAUCCAGCCAGGGAGAAAGGCCCUUUGCCUACUGGAGCAAACUAGGCAAGGUCUGUCGCCGUAUGAGAGUGCAUCUGGCCAGCAGAACUUUGAAACUUCCGCUGGCCAGAUGCACUCCCAUCAAUAGGCCACUCGGUCUUGCACCUAGCCAGGCAGAAGAGCCCUUUGCCUACUGGAGCAACCCAGGGAGGCACGGCCCUUCCCCGUGUGAGGAUGCAUCUGGCCAGCGGAAGUUUGAAACUUCCGCUGGCCAGAUGCACUGCCAUCAAUAGGCGACUCGGCCUUGCAUCCAGCCAGGGAGAAAGGCCCUUUGCCUACUGGAGCAAACUAGGCAAGGUCUGUCGCCGUAUGAGAGUGCAUCUGGCCAGCAGAACUUUGAAACUUCCGCUGGCCAGAUGCACUCCCAUCAAUAGGCCACUCGGUCUUGCACCUAGCCAGGCAGAAGAGCCCUUUGCCUACUGGAGCAACCCAGGGAGGCACGGCCCUUCCCCGUGUGAGGAUGCAUCUGGCCAGCGGAAGUUUGAAACUUCCGCUGGCCAGAUGCACUGCCAUCAAUAGGCGACUCGGCCUUGCAUCCAGCCAGGGAGAAAGGCCCUUUGCCUACUGGAGCAAACUAGGCAAGGUCUGUCGCCGUAUGAGAGUGCAUCUGGCCAGCAGAACUUUGAAACUUCCGCUGGCCAGAUGCACUCCCAUCAAUAGGCCACUCGGUCUUGCACCUAGCCAGGCAGAAGAGCCCUUUGCCUACUGGAGCAACCCAGGGAGGCACGGCCCUUCCCCGUGUGCGGGUGCAUCUGGCCAGCGGAAGUUUGAGACUUCUGCUGGUCAGAUGCACUGCCGUUAUUAGGCGACUCGGCCUUGCAUAUAGCCAGCGAGAAAGGCCCUGUGCCUACUGGAGCAAACUAGGCAAGGUCUGUCGCCGUAUGAGAGUGCAUCUGGGCAGCAGAACUUUGAAACUUCCGCUGGCCAGAUGCACUCCCAUCAAUAGGCCACCCGGUCUUGCACCUAGCCAGGCAGAAGAGCCCUUUGCCUACUGCACCAACACAGGGAGGCGCGGCCCUUCCCCGUGUGCGGGUGCAUCUGGCCAGCGGAAGUUUGACACUUCCGCUGGCCAGAUGCACUGCCAUCAAUAGGCGACUCGGCCUGGCAUCCAGCCAGGGAGAAAGGCCCUUUGCCUACUGGAGUAAAAAACUAGGCAAGGUCUGUCGCCGUAUGAGAGUGCAUCUGGCCAGCAGAACUUUGAAGCCUCCGCUGGCCAGAUGCACUCCCAUCAAUAGGCCACUCGUUCUUGCACCUAGCCAGGCAGAAGAGCCCUUUUGCCUACUGGAGCAACCCAGGGAGGCGCGGCCCUUCCCCGUGUGAGGGUGCAUCUGGCCAGAUGCACUGCCAUUAUUAGGCGACUCGGCCUUGCAUCUAGCCACCAAGAAAGGCCCUGCGCCUACUGGAGCAAACUAGGCAAGGUCUGUCGCCGUGUGAGAGUGCAUCUGGGCAGCAGAACUUUGAAACUUCCGUUGGCCAGAUGCACUCCCAUCAAUAGGCCACUCGGUCGCGCGCCUAGCCAGGCAGAAGAGCCCUCUGCCCACUGGAGCAACCCAGGGGGGCGCGGCCCUUCCCCGUGUGAGGGUGCAUCUGGCCAGCGGAAGUUUGAAACCUCCGCUGGCCAGAUGCACUGCCAUCAAUAGGCGACUCGGCCUUGCAUCCAACCAGGGAGAAAGGCCCUUCGCCUACUGGAGCAAACUAGGCAAGGCCCUUCCCCGUGUGCGGGUGCAUCGGGCCAGCGGAAGUUCGAAACCUCCCCUGGCCAGAUGCAUUGCCAUCAAUAUUAUAAGCGGGACUCGCACUUGCAUCUACCCAGGGAGAAAAACCCUUUGCCUACUGGAGCAAACUAAGCAAGGUCUGUCGCCGUAUGAGGGUGCAUCUGGCCAGCGGAAGUUUGAAACCUCCGCUGGCCAGAUGCACUGCCAUCAAUAGGCGACUCGGCCCUCCAUCUAGCCAGGGAGAAAGGCCCUGUGCCUACUGAAGCAAACCAGGCAAGGCCCUUCCCCGUGCGCGGAUGCAUCUGGCCACCGGGGGUUUGAAACUUCCCCUGGCCAGAUGCAUUCCCACAGGCAGGCGCGCCCUCGACCGUGCAUCUAGCCAGGGAGAAAAGCCCUUUGCCUACUGGAGCAAACUAUCUAGGCAAGGUCUGUCGCCGUAUGAGAGUGCAUCUGGCCAGCGGAACUUCGAAACUUCCGCUGGCCAGAUGCACUCCCAUCAGCAGGCGACUCGGUCUUGCAUCUAGCCAGGGAGAAAAGACCUUUGCCUACGGGAGCAACCCAGGAAGGCGCGGCCCUUCCCCGUGUGGGGAUGCAUCUGGCCAGCGGAAGUUUGAAACUUCCGCUGGCCAGAUGCACUACCAUCAAUAGGCGACUCGGCCUUGCAUCCAGCCAGGAGGAAAGGCCCUUUGGCUACUGGAGCAAACUAGGCAAGGUCUGUCGCCGUAUGAGAGUGCAUCUGGCCAGCAGAACUUUGAAACUUCCGCUGGCCAGAUGCACUCCCAUCAAUAGGCCACUCGGUCUUGCACCUAGCCAGGCAGAAGAGCCCUUUGCCUACUGGAGCAACCCAGGGGGGCACGGCCCUUCCCCGUGUGAGGAUGCAUCUGGCCAGCGGAAGUUUGAAACUUCCGCUGGCCAGAUGCACUGCCAUCAAUAGGCGACUCGGCCUUGCAUCCAGCCAGGGAGAAAGGCCCUUUGCCUACUGGAGCAAACUAGGCAAGGUCUGUCGCCGUAUGAGAGUGCAUCUGGCCAGCAGAACUUUGAAACUUCCGCUGGCCAGAUGCACUCCCAUCAAUAGGCCACUCGGUCUUGCACCUAGCCAGGCAGAAGAGCCCUUUGCCUACUGGAGCAACCCAGGGGGGCACGGCCCUUCCCCGUGUGAGGAUGCAUCUGGCCAGCGGAAGUUUGAAACUUCCGCUGGCCAGAUGCACUGCCAUCAAUAGGCGACUCGGCCUUGCAUCCAGCCAGGGAGAAAGGCCCUUUGCCUACUGGAGCAAACUAGGCAAGGUCUGUCGCCGUAUGAGAGUGCAUCUGGCCAGCAGAACUUUGAAACUUCCGCUGGCCAGAUGCACUCCCAUCAAUAGGCCACUCGGUCUUGCACCUAGCCAGGCAGAAGAGCCCUUUGCCUACUGGAGCAACCCAGGGGGGCACGGCCCUUCCCCGUGUGAGGAUGCAUCUGGCCAGCGGAAGUUUGAAACUUCCGCUGGCCAGAUGCACUGCCAUCAAUAGGCGACUCGGCCUUGCAUCCAGCCAGGGAGAAAGGCCCUUUGCCUACUGGAGCAAACUAGGCAAGGUCUGUCGCCGUAUGAGAGUGCAUCUGGCCAGCAGAACUUUGAAACUUCCGCUGGCCAGAUGCACUCCCAUCAAUAGGCCACUCGGUCUUGCACCUAGCCAGGCAGAAGAGCCCUUUGCCUACUGGAGCAACCCAGGGGGGCACGGCCCUUCCCCGUGUGAGGAUGCAUCUGGCCAGCGGAAGUUUGAAACUUCCGCUGGCCAGAUGCACUGCCAUCAAUAGGCGACUCGGCCUUGCAUCCAGCCAGGGAGAAAGGCCCUUUGCCUACUGGAGCAAACUAGGCAAGGUCUGUCGCCGUAUGAGAGUGCAUCUGGCCAGCAGAACUUUGAAACUUCCGCUGGCCAGAUGCACUCCCAUCAAUAGGCCACUCGGUCUUGCACCUAGCCAGGCAGAAGAGCCCUUUGCCUACUGGAGCAACCCAGGGGGGCACGGCCCUUCCCCGUGUGAGGAUGCAUCUGGCCAGCGGAAGUUUGAAACUUCCGCUGGCCAGAUGCACUGCCAUCAAUAGGCGACCCGGCCUUGCAUCCAGCCAGGGAGAAGGGCCCUUUGCCUACUGGAGCAAACUAGGCAAGGUCUGUCGCCGUAUGAGAGUGCAUCUGGCCAGCAGAACUUUGAAACUUCCGCUGGCCAGAUGCACUCCCAUCAAUAGGCUCCGCGGUCUUGCACCUAGCCAGGCAGAAGAGCCCUUUGCCUACUGGAGCAACCCAGGGAAGCACGGCCCUUCCCCGUUUGAGGGUCCAUCUGGCCAGCGGAAGGCUGAAACUUCCGCUGGCCAGAUGCACUGCCAUCAAUAGGCGACUCGGCGUGGCAUCCAGCCAGGGAGAAAGACCCGUUGCCUACUGGAGCAAACUAGGCAAGGUCUGUCGCCGUAUGAGAGUGCAUCUGGCCAGCGGAAUUUUGAAACUUGCGCUGGCCAGAUGCACUGCCAUCAAUACGCGACUCGGGCUUGCAUCUAGCCGGGGAGGAGAGCCCUUUGCCUACUGGAGCAACCCAGGGAGGCACGGCCCUUCCCCGUGUGAGGGUGCAUCUGGCCAGCGGAAGUUUGACACCUCCGCUGGCCAGAUGCACUGCCAUCAGUGGGCGACUCGGCCUUGCAUCCAGCCAGGGAGAAAGACCCAUUGCCUACCGGAGCAAACCAGGCAAGGUCUGUCGCCGUAUGAGAGUGCAUCUGGCCAGCAGAACUUUGAAACUUCCGCUGGCCAGAUGCACUCCCAUCAAUACGCCCCUCGGUCUUGCACCUACCCAGGCAGAAGAGCCCUUCGCCUACUGGAGCAACCCAGGGAGGCACGGCCCUUCUCCGUGUGAGGGUGCAUCUGGCCAGCGGAAGUUUGACGCACUGCCAUCAAUAGGCGACUCGGCCUUGCAUCCAGCCAGGGAGAAAGGCCCUUUGCCUACUGGAGCAAACUAGGCAAGGUCUGUCGCCGUAUGAGAUUGCAUCUGGCCCGCAGAACUUUGAAAAUUCCGCUGGCCCGAUGCACUCCCAUCAAUAGGCCACUCGGUCUUGCACCUAGCCAGGCAGAAGAGCCCUUUGCCUACUGGAGCAACCCAGGGAGGCGCGGCCCUUCCCCGCGUGAGGGUGCAUCUGGCCAGCGGAAGUUUGAAACUUCCGCUGGCCAGAUGCGCUGCCAUCAAUAGGCGACUCGGCCUUGCAUCCAGCCAGGGAGAAGGAAGCGCCCCUUGCCUACUGGAGCAAGCUCAGCAAGGUCUGUCGCCGUAGGAGAGUGCAUCUGGCCAGCGGGGCUCUGAAACUUCCGCCGGCUAGAUGCACUCCCAUCAGUAGGCGACUCGGUCUCGCAUCUAGCCAGGGAGAAGAGCCCUGUGCCUACCGGAGCAAACCAGGCACGGCCCUUCCCCGUGUGGGGGUGCAUCUGGCCAGCGGAAGUUCGAAACCCCCCCCGGCCAGAUGCACUCCCACAGGCAGGCGCGCCCUCGACCGUGCAUCCAGCCAGGGAGAAAGGCCCUUUGCCUACUGGAGCAAACUAGGCAAGGUCUGUCGCCGUAUGAGAGUGCAUCUGGCCAGCGGAAUUUUGAAACUUCCGCUGGCCAGAUGCACUGCCAUCAGUACGCGCCUCGGGCUUGCAUCUCGCCGGGGGGGAGAGCCCUUUGCCUACUGGAGCAACCCAGGGAGGCGCGGCCCUUUCCCGUGGGAGAGACAAACACACACGACCGGGCCAAGUUUUGGUGGUCCGGUAGCUCCGAAACACGGGUAGGCGCAGGUGGUCGGGUGGCUCGCAAACAGCGACGGAAAGCGGCCGCCCCAAAGGGACAAAGAAACACACACGACCGGGCCAAGUUUUGGUGGUCCGGUAGCUCCGAAACACGGGCAGACGCAGGUGGUCGGGUGGCUCGCAAACAGCGACGGAAAGCGGCCGCCCCAAAGAGACAAACACACACGACCGGGCCAAGUUUUGGCGGUCCGGUAGCUCCGAAACACGGGCAAAGGCAGGUGGUCGGGUGGCUCGCAAACAGCGACGGAAAGCGGCCGCCCCAAAGAGACAAACACACACGACCGGGCCAGGUUUUGGUGGUCCGGUAGCUCCGAAACACGGGCAGACGCAGGUGGUCGGGUGGCUCGCAAACAGCGACGGAAAGCGGCCGCCCCAAAGAGACAAACACACACGACCGGGCCAAGUUUUGGCGGUCCGGUAGCUCCGAAACACGGGCAGACGCAGGUGGUCGGGUGGCUCGCAAGCAGCGACGGAAAGCGGCCGCCCCAAAGAGACAAACACAAACGACCGGGCCAAGUUUUGGUGGUCCGGUAGCUCCGAAACACGGGCAGACGCAGGUGGCCGGGUUGCUCGCAAACAGCGACGGAAAGCGGCCGCCCCAAAGAGACAAAGAGACACACACGACCGGGCGAGAUUUUGGUGGUCCGGUAGCUCCGAAACACGGGCAGAGGCAGGCGGUCGGGUGGCUCGCAAACAGCGACGGAAAGCGGCCGCCCCAAAGAGACAAACACACACGACCGGGCCAGGUUUUGGCGGUCCGGUAGCUCCGAAACACGGGCAGAAGCAGGUGGUCGGGUGGCUCGCAAACACACAGCGACGGAAAGCGGCCGCCCCAAAGAGACAAACACACACGACCGGGCAAAGUUUUGGCGGUCCGGUAGCUCCGAAACACGGGCAGACGCGGGGGGGUCCGGUGGCUCGCAAACAUUGACGGAAAGCGGCCGGCCCAAAGAGACAAACACACACGGCCGGGCAAAGUUUUGGCGGUCCGGUAGCUCCGAAGCACGGGCAGAAGCGGGCGGCCCGGUGGCUCGCAAACAUUGACGGAAAGCGGCCGCCCCAAAGAGACAAACGCACACGACCGGGCAAAGCUUUGGUGGUCCGGUAGCUCCGAAACACGGGCAGACGCGGGUGGUCCGGUGGCUCGCAAACGUUGACGGAAAGCGGCCGCCCCAAAGAGACAAACACACACGACCGGGCAAAGUUUUGGCGGUCCGGUAGCUCCGAAACACGGGCAGAAGCGGGCGGCCCGGUGGCUCGCAAACAUUGACGGAAGGCGGCCGCCCCAAAGAGACAGACACACACGGACGGGCCAGGUUUUGGCGGCCCGGCACCCCGUCCCCCCGUGGAGAAAACUGCCCAAGGCCUGCGCUCACAUAGGUGAGCACGUGGUCGGCGGGCGUCAAAAUGUCGAUGGCUCGCCGCGCUGUCCCGGCCCUGGGGUUCUCCUGCGCACAUCUGUUUGGCAUUUCGCACAGACUAGGUCUCGCUUUUCUGUCCAUACCAGCGUCGGUUUUUUUACGGUGGAGAUGGCGAGGGGCUAAUCGGUAUGCACUGUAAGACGCAAAAUCCGCCACACAAUACGUCUGAUGCACGAGGAAUGCACGCCGGGCAUGAGAUGCAUUUCGCGGGCCUCUAGCGUUUCUCGCUUCUCUCCAUCGGGGAAAAGCAGUGCGAAGGCCCAGCGACCUCGGCUGCCAGAUGCGACUGCAAGUAGUCGAGCCUCAGCUUUUUGCAUAUAAAGAGGAUCCAAAAGUUGCUUUCAACUAAAAACGAUUCGAAAAUGUGUGCUGGGGACGGAUUUUUUCCGGAGGAGAAACGACGAUGAGGCACCAGCAGGGCAAGCUGUUGUAUCCUACACACUGAGCACGCUCACAUUCUCGUAUCCAAAAUACCUAGAUGGCAACUCCAAAAGACGGGUGGCGAAUAUGUGGAACGACGACCGAAUUAGCUCGUUUCGGCUUCCAUUUUGUGAGGGGUAGAAUAAGUGCAUCAGAAGCAUUUUGAAAACAGCGCGCUUUCAAUUUGUGGAACCGCGACCCAAUUAGGUUCUUUUGGGGUCCUUUUUUCCGGGCCCGAAGAAGGUAAGAAUGGGGGCGGCGAAAGGAGCGCUCCCAAUUUGUGGAACCACGGGCGAAUUAGGUUCAAGCAGAGGCCUCUUUUUCCGCUCACGCGGAUGCCGGUGUGGCCUUAAAUCGAACUGCCAAUUUGUGGAACCACGACCGAAUUAGGUUCGUUUCCGGUUCCAUUUUGUGAGAGGUAGACUAAGUGCUUCGGAAGCAUUUAAAAAACAGCGCGUUUUUAUUUUGUGGAACCACGAGCAAAUUAGGUUCUCUUGGUGUCCUGUUUUCCGGGCCCGAAAAAGGUAAGAAUGAGGCUGAAGAAAGCAGCACUGCAAAUUUGUGGAACGACGAGCGAAUUAGGCUCAUUUGGGGCCACAUUUUCCCGCGCCCGCGGAUGGCUGUGCGCUUCUAAUUUGUGGAACCGCGGGCGAAUUAGGUUCAUUUCGGGCUACAGUUUCUGAAGGGUCAGAGAAGCACCUUCGAGCGCUUCGAAAGAAACGCGCUUUCAAUUUGUGGAACCGCGACCGGCUUAGGUUAUUUUCCGGGCCUUUUUUCCAGGCCUGCGGGAUGGAAGACCGAUGCUUGAAAAGCAGCAAUUCUAAUUUGUGGAACCACGAGCGAAUUAGCUUCGUUCGAGGUCUUAUUUUCCCAGGGCCGCGGGAUGAGGCGCAUUCGAAAUGCCACGUCUUUAAUUUGUGGAACCACGACCGGAUUAGGUUCUUUUGGGGCCCUCUUUUCCGGGCCCUGGGGCUGGAAGAAAGGGCCAAAGAAAUCUGCAGUGGCAAUUUGUGGAACCACGAGGGAGUUGGGUUCAUUUCGGGUCCUAUUUUCCCGGGCCCGCGAAUAGGAGAAUCCACCCAAAGCCGCACUGCCAAUUUGUGGAACCACGGGCAAACUAGGUUCAUAUCUGGCUCCAUUUUUUGAAGGGUAAGAGAAGCGCCUUCGAGCGUUUCAAAAGAAACGCGCUUUCAAUUUGUGGAACCACGACCGGCUUAGGUUCUUUUCCGGGCCUUUUUUCCAGGCCUGCGGGAUGGAGGACCGAUGCUUGAAAAGCAGCAAUUCUAAUUUGUGGAACCACGAGCGAAGUAGUUUCGUCCGAUAUCUUAUUUUCCCCGGGCCGCGGGAUGAGGCGCAUUCGAAAUGCCACGUCUUUAAUUUGUGGAACCACGACCGGAAUAGGUUCUUUUGGGGUCCUCUUUUCCGGGCCCUGAGGCUGGAAGAAAGGGGCAAAGAAAUCUGCAGUGGCAAUUUGUGGAACCACGAGGGAGUUGGGUUCAUUUCGGGUCCUAUUUUCCCGGGCCCGCAAAUAGAAGAAUCCACUCAAAGCCGCAUUGCCAAUUUGUGGAACCACGGGCAAAUUAGGUUCGCUCUGGCUCCAUUUUUUGAAGGGGAACAGAAGCGCCUUCGAGCGUUUCGAAAGAAACGCGCUUUCAAUUUGUGGAACCACGACCGGCUUAGGUUCUUUUCCGGGUCUUUUUUCCAGGCCUGGGGGAUGGAAGAACGAUGCUUGAAAAGCAGCAAUUCUAAUUUAUAUUUAUGGAACCACGAGCGAAUUACCUUCGUUCGAGGUCUUAUUUUCCCAGGGCCGCGGGAUGAGGCGCAUUCGGAAUGCCACGCUUUUAAUUUGUGGAACCACGACCGGAUUAGGUUCUUUUGGGGUCGUCUUUUCCGGGCCCUGGGGCUGGAAGAAAGGGGGAAAGAAAUCUGCAGUGGCAAUUUCUGGAACCACAAGGGAGUUGGGUUCAUUUCGGGUCCUAUUUUCCCGGGCCCGCGAAUAGGAGAAUCCGCCCAAAGCCGCACUGCCUUUUUGUGGAACCACGGGCAAAUUAGGUUCAUUUCUGGCUCCAUUUUUUGAAGGGUAAGAGAAGCGCCUUCGAGCGUUUCGAAAGAAACGCGCUUUCAAUUUGUGGAACCACGACCGGCUUAGGUUCUUUUGGGGUCCUUUUUUUCGGGCCCGAGGGAGGCAAGAAUGGAGUCUAAGAAUGCCGUGCCUCCAAUUUUUGGAAGUACGAGCGAGUUAGGUUCAUUCAGAGGCCUCUUUUCCCGCUCACGCGGAUGGCUGUGUGCUUCUUCUUAAUUUGUGGAACCACGGGCGAAUUACUUAGGUUCAUUUCGGGCUCCAUUUUGUGAGGAUGAGAAAUGGUACUGCCCGAAGACAUCUACAUCUAGCGCGUAUUCAAUUUGUGCAACCAUGACCAUAGUAGGUUCAUUUUGAAAUCCAUUUUGUAGUGGGGAAAGUGUAUACGAAAAUAGGCUGUGCUCUUUUCAUGUGGGAUAUUCCGCCCAACCGCAGGACCCGAACCUCGCGCCGCGGCUAUCAAGUGAAAAUCAGUGUCUCGGGUGUGGUAUCAAAUGUAAAAAUGUCUGGGUCUGGAAACUUGUGAUGCUAAAAUGUGGAUGAUGGAAACAGUUCCGAAUGCAACCCAGCAUGACAACUUUCCAGAGCGCUUUCUCAUACGCAAUCCGCAUCAGGAACUGCGUUUUUGCAUGUACAAAAGAGGCUGCGACUUCUGUUGGUUAUGCAGCACAGAAAGCUAGCAUUACAACUUCCAACCAUUCAGACCCAGACAUUUUUGCAUUUGAUAUGUGGAAGAUUUCAAGAAUUGCCAUGCACCUCACGGACCACGCACAUGGUCUGGAAUGCGAUGUCGCCAGAAGCAUGAUCACAGCUUUAUCUAGCGUUUGUGCGUUACAGAUUUUUGAUGUGGUCAAGACUUCGCAUGACACCCUGCAUCCUUCCACACAUGAUCCGGGGAUAUUUGCAAUCCAUACUGCCCUCCGCUCAACGACGCUGCCGCGGACCCGCUAGUAGACAUCGUGCACCAGUUCCCGAAUCAGGCCGUCUGGUUCUAUGCAGUGCAAAUACGUCUGGGUCGGGAAGAUUUCAAGGUUUGUCAUGCGUGAUUUGCAUGACCCAUGAUGCCUGUAAUGAAUGCCCCAGCAUCACAGAUUUUUAGAACGCUUCCUGUAGUUACCGAUUCCGCAUGAGAAAUACACCCUCCGCGUAGCACGCGCUGGACUCCUCUUGCUGGUCAUGCAAUCCAGCUUUUUCUAGAAUCGAAAGACACCAGCAUGACAAGUUCCAACCUUCCAGACCCAGACAGAGUUGUAAUGCAUAGGUUCAUCAAAAUCGCGAUGAUUUUCGGUUCCGUCAUAUCCUGAGUAAAAACGUCCCCACCCCAUAGUUGUCAUGCAGAUUUGCAAUCACAGGAAGAUUUGUAAUGUGCACCCCCAUGAGAGGCAUUUUCAAUCGUGUUUUGGACUUUGUAAUACUGUAAACAGGAUGAGUAGAUGGCUUUGUGAUGUGGCUGCACGUGCGAGACUGCACUACCUUACGGACUGAAGGUUGUCAUGCGUGACUCCCAAAACUCCUAGGUUUGUGUUGCAAAAUCCCCUUCUUGACUCUGGUGAUGUGGGGACGUUUUUACUCAGGAUACGUCACGGGCGUUUUGGUGUCCGUCCCAUGCACGGCCUUAUCGCAAGAAAAAAGUGUUACAGUUACACAUUGUGUUGCAGGCCAAGCAAGACAGACCAGCUCUGUCAUGCCGGAUACGCAUAGAAGCCGCGUUUCAUAGGUGUUUUCCCGUAGAAUUUCUGCAUUACAAGUUUUCUCUCUACUUAUGCAGAGAAAUUUGUGUUGCUGAAUUGAUUACAAAUGUGUAACUGUAACACUUUUCUCCUGGGAUAGGCCUUCCUACUGCUCUACUGGAGCCGCUGCUCGGAGUGCAACCGGCCGCUGCACUACUGGAUCCUGAUACACACCUGCUAUCAAUAGGAAAAAUUCCCCCUUUUCAUACAGAAAAAGUACAUUUUUGGAAAUUUGUGAUGCUGAUUUGUGGUGACAAAUCGUGUCUGUCUUGCAAGAAGGCAAGUCCGCAGGCUCCGCCGCAUUACGCAGGCGGCUUGUCAUGCUGUUGGGCCUACAGCGCGGAUGUUUUUCCUGCUAAGUGCCUAAGCCAGAACCUCGCUCCUCGCAAUUGAUGCGGGCCUUCAGGGCUCUCCAGCAAGACAGCGCGGAUUUUUGUACACAAAUCCAGCACGAGAAAUUUCGUUUUGAUAUGGUGAGGGGGGACUCUUCCUUUCGAUACCUGCCUGCUCGUGUUCCAAACGCCGGUAUUUUGGCCAGUGGUGUAGUUUUUGAUGAAAAAAAAUUUUUAGAAGCAAGCGAAAAUGAAUGUACAGCAAGUAGCGAAGCGCAAAUUGUGCGUUAUAUUCUGCAAUUGAACCAUCAGGUCCGCGUCGUUUUCUGCUAUUCCAUUAUGGCGGAGGAACGCGCUGGUAGCGACCCUGGGCGGUUGGAUAUGAUGAUGAAACUGAGUGAUAUACUAAUCGGAAAUUUGUGUUUGUGAUGCGGAUUUUAGCACGAUUACAACAUUUGUCAUGCGCUACAACGCAUUCCGAAUUUCCCUUUCCGCGUCGCUUAUUAUGAUCAUUCUGUUUCAACCUCAUACCCCAGCAAUUGGUUCGGAGGCUAACUUCCGCGCGGGUACGACGAUGCACAACUCCCCCUCCCCCUUAUUUGUCAUGCAAAGUACCAGAUCCACACCUUGCGUCUUGGCACUCUUUACAUGACAGAUUCUGGUAGCCCAAAUUGCAGCACUACACUUCUCUGGUGCAAAUUUGUCAUGCAAAACCGGCACUCUUGCUGAUGCUUGUAUUCCUGUUCAUGCUAUACAAAUGAGGAUCAAGGGGGGUUGCGCACUCUCAUAGCGGGCGUGGAAAAUGUCGAAGCUCAUCUCUAUCGCGACAUACCUCUGGUUCGUGUAUGGAAUGCGUGUGAAGAACUACUCGAUUUGUGCAGCUGUUUGUCAUGCAUAGUAGCAGUUACACUACAGCUCCUGUGACGUAUCGUUGUAGCUUCCUGAACAGGAAUACCAUCACAAGCAUCACAAAAUUCAGUUCUUCAUUGAAAGUCUAUACCUCCCUGGGUUUAGUGUGGGUGCUGAACAGCUCGCAUUGCCCCCAGUGUCCGGGCUUGUACAGGUAUAGUGUGAAAAAUACGUUGGAUGUGUUAUGCGGAAAAAUACGUUAACUGUCGAAAGCAUCAUCCCCUCCAUCAGGCAGCUACAAUUUUGUUUGUCAUGCACCAUGCGCAUAGGACUGACAAUGAAUUUGUGUUGCGAGUUCAGAAACGAAAAUGAACGACAGGUUGGUGAUCGCUGUCAUUCUUACCGCGAUUAUCCGGCUGCUGGUGACGAUAUCAAAACUGUGCACCACUAGUUCAUCUCUAGUAUAGUAAGGUUCCGAAGUUUGUCAUGCAUGUUCAGCGUUGCAAAUGGACAAUCGGGUUCGAGGCAUAAUGGAGUAGGCAUUCUCGCAUGAAAAACUUGUGUGAAGAACAACCGAUCACUCCAACUAGAGGAACUUUCGCCCUCGCAUACUCUCUCGUCUGCUUCUACCAGUGCUUUCCCAUCCGCCCGAGAUUGAUGAACCUCGGCUUCCUCCAGAGACCCCAGCGGCCGGUCGGCAUCACGGAUGAGCAACUGGAAAUGCUCGGUCAGUGGAAAUACACGACGUCUUCAUCAGCGAGCGGUUCUACUGCAGAGGCAGCAACGUCGUCGACGUCCUCGGGUAGCGAUAACUCCAGUACCGAAUCGGAUCGUACAAAAGGGUGUGUGAAUAAACCCAACUCCGCGACGACGGAUCAAGAGCUGCAAGUCACCGAGACGACCGGAGAAAAGGUCCAGCGAACUCCAAAAACCCCAACAGCCGCCGUAAACGGCCGAGCAGACGAGGACUCGGGGGUCGGCAGAUCAGCAGUGGACGAGCAGCGACAAGGCAGCAACGGGCAGAAGGAACAAGAACAUGCAGCGGAAGUGCAAAAUAUUGAACCUGCUGGUGCGACAAAGUCAUCAAGUACUACGACUUCUACAUCGACAGACCUGGUACAACUCGCAGGGGCUGGAGCAGUGGAGCCGGCGGGGACCACGUCUACCACAACCAAAACCACCACCGCUCCCUCCUCACCAGAUGACAUCACGUCGUCAAAAGCAACAGGUGCUGCUGUCGCAGAAAAAUCAAGUCAGGUAGACAAUACGGCGUCGGAGAGGAGAGCAGAAAGUACUAGUAACACUGAGACAGGAAAACAAGAUGAAUCCUCCGGGAAAUCCUCUACGGCAGGUAGUAACACACCUCUAUCAAAUGCAAAAAUGUCUGGGUCUGGAAGAAUGCAGACUUGUCAUGCAUAUUUUGUGUGAUGAUUAAUGCCUCUAAUGCAUGAACUAGCAACGCAGAUUUUUAGAGGGCUCCCUAAUGCCUAUUCCGCAUGAAAAAUACCCUCUCCGCGAAACACAAACAGGAGUCCUGUUGCUGGUCAUGCAAUACAGAUUUUUUUGGAAUCCAGAGACAGCAUUACAAGUUGCAUUCUUCCAGACCCAGACAUUUUUGCAUUUCAUAACCUCCGCAGCUAAACCACGACACGUGCGCGGUGUGCUUGUCGGAAUUUGCGGACGGCGACAUCGUGCGGACGCUCCCGUGUGCGCACAUCUUCCACCAACCCUGCAUCGAUAAAUGGCUGAAGAAGAACCGAUAUGGAUUGCAAAAAUGUCUGGGUUUGGAAGAUUCCAACUUGUAAUGCUGUCUUUGGAUUCCAAAAAAAUUUGUAUUGCGUGACCAGCAACAGGAGCCCAGUUUGUGUUACGUGGAGAGGGCAUUUCUCAUGCGGAAUAGGCAUUAGGAAGCCCUCUAAAAAUCUGUGUUGCUAGAUCAUGCAUUAGAGGCAUCAACCAUCAUACAAAAUAUGCAUGACAAGUCUGCAUUCUUCCAGAUCCAGACAUUCUUGCAUUUGAUAACCGAAAGUGCCCACUUUGCCUCCAGGAUGUCUUGGUCCUGUUGGAGCGGCGGAAGAAAAAUGAUUGAAAGAGAAUUUCAGCUGAAUAUGUUACCUCCUUACCGCACGUUUUGUUACGCUACCAAGCCAAGCGGGAAAGUACUUCUUAGCGGCUACUAGUAGUCUUAUCUUCUUCUUUUGCUCUAGCCAGCACCAGUGCGCGUUUUGCGCGCUGAACCGGUAGUGUUAAAACCAGGUCUUCCAACCACGUCGUGAAAACAAGACACAAAGAUACAGACACGCGAAUGAAGUGGAACUUGAAAAGAUGAUGCGAGUAGUAGAUUUUGGUCUUCACUUUACUUUUUGAAUCAAACCGGCACGUGCUGACAG
Molecule: messenger RNA, 16636 nt
Organism: Amoebophrya sp. A120
Lineage: Eukaryota; Dinophyceae; Syndiniales; Amoebophryaceae
Source: the annotation of a GenBank genome assembly